This is a messenger RNA of Larimichthys crocea (large yellow croaker), 3039 nucleotides long. It is a transcript of the gene slc35e3, whose product is annotated as solute carrier family 35 member E3. The record is from RefSeq and is a predicted model, not a curated record. The transcript is spliced from 8 exons. Bases 391 to 1332 code for a protein of 313 amino acids. Lineage: Eukaryota; Metazoa; Chordata; Actinopteri; Sciaenidae.
UCGGAUGAUCCCUGCCCUCCAGUCCACUGGCAGCCGCUGUUGUCCCGCACACACACGGUAACACGGAGGAAACAGGAACACACACACACACACACACACACACACACACACACGCAGUCUUCCAGCAGGAAUCACGGCUGGAUCCAGCCGGGCAGCAGCAGAGCAGCAGCGGGGAGAGAAGUCCUCCAGAGCGGCAGCAGCUCGGGGGGGUUCGUCACUGCUAACAGGCCGGGAGAGGAGCUCCGACUGCCGGGGUGGAGACGCACGCAUUGGCCGGUAACUCACGGGGGUGGUGGUGGUUCGGCCGGAGGGAGACAGACAGAAAGAUGGAGACCUCAGUGUGACCACGUAAACGAAGCUCGGCUCGGGUAAACUAAGCGAAAAGAAACGAUGGCUGAGACGCUGUUUGGUUUCUCGGCCAACAGGCGCAUCGUCGCCGGCCUGCUGGUCAACUUACUCUCCUCCAUUUGCAUCGUCUUCAUCAACAAGUGGAUCUACGUCCACUAUGGUUUCCCCAACAUGACUUUGACCCUCGUUCACUUUGUGGUCACCUGGCUGGGACUCUACAUUUGCCAGAAAAUGGACAUCUUCGCUCCGAAAAGCCUCCCAGUUCGUAGGAUCGUGUGGCUGGCUCUGAGCUUCUGUGGGUUCGUGGCCUUCACCAACCUUUCCCUGCAGAAUAACUCGAUAGGAACGUACCAGCUGGCUAAAGCCAUGACCACGCCCGUCAUCAUCCUCAUCCAGACCACCUACUACAAGAAGACCUUCUCCACCAAGAUUAAACUGACACUGGUUCCCAUAACAUUAGGGGUCAUAUUGAACUCGUACUACGAUGUGCGGUUCAACGUGCUGGGGACAGUGUUUGCAACGCUCGGUGUUCUCGUGACCUCUCUUUACCAAGUGUGGGUCGGGGCUAAACAACAUGAGCUCCAGGUGAACUCUAUGCAGCUUCUGUACUAUCAGGCUCCUCUGUCCUCCGUCUUCCUGCUCUGCGUCGUUCCUCUGUUUGAGCCUCUGACUGGAGACGGAGGAAUAUUUGGACCGUGGUCUCUGCCUGCUCUGGCGACAGUCCUGUUUUCGGGUGUGGUGGCGUUCCUGGUCAACCUGUCCAUCUACUGGAUCAUUGGGAACACCUCGGCUGUCACCUACAACAUGUUUGGUCAUUUCAAAUUCUGCAUCACUCUAAUUGGAGGAUACCUGCUUUUCCACGACCCACUGUCACUCAAUCAGGCACUGGGGAUCCUGUGCACUCUGGCAGGCAUCCUGUCUUACACUCAUUUCAAGCUGAUCGAACAGGAGGAGGGGAAGAGCCGGCUGGCUCAAAGACCAUAGGCCGACUCACCUGUCAAUCAACUGCACAGACUCGUGCCAUUGGCUGCUGACAGUGUGACCGGCUGCAGAGACCCUUUUUUAUAUCUAUUUUUUAUUUUCUGAGUAUUUUUGUAGGAGAGUAAGGCAUUUCAUCGAUGGCUAAGGGGAACUGAAGGUCAUCGCAGACGACAGAUGGACUUUUUCAGCUGCUAAGAUGAAAAUGAAACGUGACGUUAACGUAAUGACACUACAAACCAGAAAAUAACAUUUAAAGGUACAACUUUUUCUUUAAGAACAGCGUUUACAGGACGUCAAAUUCAGCUUCAUUUCUUCCCAGAAGUCCCUGCUGCUUGUGGCAUGUUUAUAUUGAUUGGAUGACCUUUGGUACAUUUCGGUGGGUUUGGUUUCCUCGCAAAUUAAUCAAAAGGAAACUCAAAAGUUGAGUCAGUGUAGAGUGGACUUCUUUUAACCUGUAAUAACCUUAUUGGAUUUGUCAAACAAGUUGUGUUUACCUACUGUUUCUGGACCCUGAACAGUCCAGUAAACCCGUUCUGUCAGGUCCGGUCUAUAAGGGAUGUUUUGGCUUUAAAGUGGCACCACCGUCUGUCCACUGUUUUACACUACGGCCACUUGCCAAAGGGAAAAAAGCGGCUGUGUUUAAAUCAACAUAUUUUUUUUUGCAGUGUGUCGUGAAUUUCUAUCAUAUUUCUAGACAAAUCUCUCCUUUUUAACAUACCUCGACAUUCACUUAGAACAUUAAUCCAACUAUUUUCAAACUUAAUUCACCUGAAAACCAAUCGACCAGUAUUUUACACGAAUGUUGAACCUAAGAACAAAUCGCUCCGCCAAUCAAAAGAUAAUUUCGAGGUGGCGUGAUGAGUGAACCAGAGUGUCGGCUAACGCACUGGCCAGCCAGAAGCAUGCGAGUACUAUACUACUCUUUAUUGUUGUGUUUACUCCUCGCUGAUGUUUUCUUCUCAGGAUUUCACAUCAUUUUAUUCAAUAAAGAGUUAUUGAAGAUUUUAAAUCCAUGAGCUAACCGGCUUUGCUAAGCUUUUUAGCUCAGUUGCUAACGCGACAAAAACGGCUUCAUUAAAAGACGUUAACACUUAAUUAACUGUCUGUAAAUGGUUUUACCCAUUCGUGGAGCAGUUUGUACUCUGAAUCAAAAUAAAAUUGAAUGAACGGCUAAUAGCGUAAGCUAACAGGCUUGAUAACGUUAGCAGGCUUGUUAGCUCGGUUGCUAACGCGACAAAAUUAAUUAAUUCAAAGGACUCGUUAACUGUCUGACGUCUCUUUCUACGAGAAGAGAACGGGGCUAAAUAAAAGCCAAUAAGCUACAAUAGCUUCCUCUAUUUGGCAUUUUCCUUCAAGUGUAAACAGUUUUCACAAAUCUGCCUUUUUACAUCGGGUUAGUGACUUUAUUAGAAUCUGGUGAUUUAAAAUCGAUUUUUCUCGUUUUACACUGAGUGUUAAAGGUCUACAGCAUUUCAGUUCUUAGUUUUAGGCUGCUCUUUGUCUCACGGUGUUAAUUUGAAAAUGUUUUUAUUUUAUUAAGAAACCAUUUCAGGUGGGAUACCUCCAGGACGCGGCGUGAUCCAUUGUUAACAAAUGUAAACUACAGUCAGUCGUUUCACUGCUGGAAAACUGUGCGACAGGCGCUUUCAUUUCACUUCAUUGUGUUGAACGUGAUCAGUCUGCUGAAUAAACGAUGAUUUAGUAACUUUA